This is a messenger RNA of Schistosoma curassoni, 2213 nucleotides long. Lineage: Eukaryota; Metazoa; Platyhelminthes; Trematoda; Strigeidida; Schistosomatidae. The record is from the annotation of a GenBank genome assembly.
GUUAUCUGGUUUUUGCGUUACACGUAAGCCACCUGGUCAGUCUGCAGUUGUAACCUGUUUCGUGGCUUAAUUCUAGCUUGACUUUUCAUAUGGAUAGCUCAGUACUGGAUUAGCAUGUAAUAGAUUAUUGUCGUGUUUAGGUUUCAACAUCGUUUUUUCAUGAUAAUGGUAAAACUGCGGCCUUCUGAAGUAAACAUAGCGGGGAAGUGUAACAGAACACGAGGGGAAUGAUGACGACAUUUCCUAAUAAACUUUGGCGUGGAUGACGGGGCAGCUCAUUGAUUCCUACCAUGGUAAAAAAUUGUGAGACUUUUCCAUUACAUGUCUCCCUGGCGGAGCAAUUUCUCGGGAUUUACACCAUCUAGUCUACCUACAUUAUCACAAAAGUAGCUGUUUCUAAUCCUAAACUUCUGGUAGAUAAGCAGACUUGAAACUAUCCACUGUUAGCCUUUACUUCCACAAGGAAACCAACUUUUCGACACAACUGACCAAAUUCGAGAAAUUUUAACGAAUGUUUUCAAUAAUAUUUAGGACGUUUAGGUGCCGACAUGUUCUUGCUUUUUCUCUAAUUAUCCAUAUAGACACAAAUCGGUUGAAGGAGUGUGCCAAACUAUCUCCUCAAUUAUUUUAUUACAUUUAAAGUAUGGCUUUAGAAGAUUUGAUCAGUCCUAUAAUCUCUAAAGAAUGCUUUUAUAAGUUUACAAAAGAAGGAGAUUUAUUUGAUGGUCCAUGUUUUAAAGCAACUAUUAGUAAAUUAUUAGGAUAUGGAAUAGUUAUUGGCUCUUCACUUGUUAAAAUUCCACAAGUAAUAAAAGUUGCAAAAUGUAAAAAUUCAUUUGGUUUGAGUAUACUUUCAAUUUUACUUGAAAUGAUCUCUUUAACAUCUGUAAGCGCUUACUCAUUUGCUAAUGGAUUCCCUUUCAGUGCUUAUGGAGAAGGAGUCUUUUUAGGUAUACAAAAUUUCCUCUUGGCUAUUAUGGCAAUAACUUGGACAUAUUCACAUAUUAAAGCUGUCCUAUUCUCUUGUGCUUAUAUAGCAUGUGUAGCUGUUCUUUUGUCUCCAACACUUCCAUUAUCAAUAUUGAUACUAUUUCAAACAGUUAAUCUCCCAAUUAUGUUAUCAUCUAAGGUAGUUAGUUAUUUAAUUAUUGGAUAUAUAUUCAUUUUCGUAUUAUGAAUUUUUGUUUUUUCUCUUUUUAUUUGAACACAUGGACAUUGGUACAAGGAGGCACCUAAUACAUAUGCACCACACAAGUCAUAUGAUUUAGGUGAGGGCUGGGAUAAUGCUCAGGUGCCCAAACCGAAGCAGGUGGUUUUCUUAGGAGAGGUCACACCCGGAGCUUUCGACCUAAAGGUCUGGUGCACAAGGCAAUAAAGCAAGGUCAGGAGAUACAGUCCCAUGGUAGCCAGUGAUCAAUAAUUGGUUCAUACGCCAUUUGAUUCCCCAGGAUCCUGGAUCCAGCCCAUGUGCACCACUGGUUUGGAAUGAGGGUUUUCCAACUCCCUUAGAUGAAUCCUUCUGUUGUAAUUCUCUUUUUACAACCCAGCUAUUUCUAUUGCUUAGUAUUCUCGGACACCAAUUCACUCGACAAGUCCCCCAAAUCAGAACACGGUUGAACAGGAAAAGAGAUUAUAUUCCAAAUAACAAGGAUAGAUGGAAGUAGAAGCACAAUAGGGAAAACAUUGCUCAAAUAUGGACAAAUUAUUGUAAUGGGAGUACAGGUCAAUUAUCAGCUAUUACAUUGUUCCUAUUUGCUUUAGGUUCAACUGCACGUAUAUUUACAUCAAUUCAAGAAACUGGUGAUAAUCUAAUGAUUAUAUCAUGUAUAUUAGCUAGUCUAUGUAAUUACAUAUUAAUGGGUCAAUUAGUCUAUUAUUGGAAUGUAUCAUCUGUUUCUAAAAUUGACCAACAACAACAACAACAACAAUAUUCAACACGAAAAGUUAAAGUGAAUUAGUUCUAUGUUCUUUUUAUUGUUACUGUGUUAUCGUUAUUCUUUUGUAUAUGGAUUUGAAAUACGAACACAUUAUUCCAUGUAUUGUUUCAACGUGUUAUUUAUUUGUUUUUUUUUUAUAUUGGUUCCCAUAACUUGUUAAAUUGGUUGCUAAUUCAUUUAUUCAUUUUAGUUACUAUGUGAAUUCAUGAUCAAUAUACAUGUGGGUUUUUAUAAUUAGUUUUAAUAAUAACGAUAAUCUUAUUAAUUUUUCUAAGG